Molecule: messenger RNA, 5537 nt
Organism: Nematolebias whitei (Rio pearlfish)
Lineage: Eukaryota; Metazoa; Chordata; Actinopteri; Cyprinodontiformes; Rivulidae
Gene: slc6a1a
Product: solute carrier family 6 member 1a
Exons: 15
Coding region: 583-2700 (705 amino acids)
Biological process (GO): sodium ion transmembrane transport; neurotransmitter transport
Cellular component (GO): plasma membrane; cell surface; axon
Molecular function (GO): gamma-aminobutyric acid:sodium:chloride symporter activity
Source: RefSeq, a predicted model, not a curated record
AUUGAGGCUGUGGAGUUGAGUCUCUGGCUCUUGAUGUCAGACAGUCGCACGAGGCGAAGCGGCCGCUGCUCUUCAUCCAACCUCCUCUUUUUCUCCUCCUCCUCCUCUUCUUCCUCCUUCUGCUCUUCAGCACUGCUCCCCGCUGGACAGCUCCUGCUUGGACGCUUCUCCCCCACCCCCUCCCCUCAACACACACACACGCGCGCCCGCGCGCGGACACACCUGUGCGGUCACCAAGGCUCCUCAGUAAGACUUUUAAUGGAAGUAAAGUCCGCUGGUGUUUCAAGGAGCACCGGGAGUUUACAACUUGAGCCCCACGAGGGAUCUGCCGCGUUUGGAGGUUCGUGGCGCGCAGCGGGUCCUCGGAGGCGCGCGGCUCGCAUUCUCUGUUAACCGCGACUGACCAGGCGCGCGCGUGGAUUUGUGCGUGUGUGUGCGCGCGCGCAAAAGGCUCCACAUCCGAAGACAUUUGGUCCGAAGGUCAAAAAAAUAAAGAUCAAAAAAACCGCGAAGCUGCUGUCUGCGUGGACCGGUGCUGAAGUCUCCCGUCCCACGGCCAGGACCUUUGCCAAAUCCAGAGACAUGGCGACGAACGGCACCAAGACGGACGGACAGGUGACAGAACUGAACGAAGUGGGGGCCACCAACAAUGACAAGCCCAAAUCACUGGACGUGAAGUCCGAAAAGACGAAAAGGGAGGUGCCGGCCAGAGAAACAUGGGUGGGAAAAUUUGAUUUCCUCCUGUCUUGCGUGGGUUAUGCAAUUGGACUGGGGAACGUGUGGAGAUUUCCCUAUCUGUGUGGGAAAAACGGUGGAGGAGCCUUCUUGAUCCCUUAUUUUUUGACCCUGAUAUUUGCUGGGGUCCCAUUGUUCUUACUGGAAUGCUCCCUUGGCCAGUACACGUCAAUUGGAGGACUUGGUGUGUGGAAACUGGCUCCUAUAUUUAAAGGUGUGGGCCUGGCAGCAGCCGUCCUCUCCUUCUGGCUCAACAUCUACUACAUUAUAAUCAUUGCUUGGGCCAUUUACUACCUGUACAACUCAUUCACCACUGAACUCCCUUGGAGCUCGUGUAAUAAUCUAUGGAACACAGAAAAAUGUUACACAAACUACUCCAUCGCUGAUACCACCAACCUCACCAGUGCUGUGGUGGAGUUCUGGGAGCUCAACGUGCACCAAAUGACCGACGGCUUGGAAAAACCAGGCCAGAUCCGAGUGCCACUGGCAAUAACUCUGGCCAUCGCCUGGGUCCUCGUGUACUUCUGUAUUUGGAAAGGGGUUAGCUGGACAGGGAAGGUCGUUUACUUCUCGGCCACGUACCCUUACUUCAUGCUGUUCAUCCUCUUCAUUCGUGGGGUGACUCUACCUGGAGCUAAAGAGGGGAUUUUGUUUUACAUCACCCCCGACUUUGAAAAGCUGAAAGAAUCAGGGGUAUGGCUGGAUGCAGCCACCCAGAUCUUUUUUUCCUACGGGCUGGGACUGGGGUCACUUAUAGCCCUGGGCAGCUAUAACACCUUCCAUAACAACGUUUACAGAGACUCAGUCAUCGUGUGCUGCAUCAACUCGUGUACCAGCAUGUUCGCUGGCUUUGUAAUCUUUUCCAUUGUUGGCUUCAUGGCGCAUGUGACAAAGAAAGACAUCGCGGACGUAGCAGCUUCAGGUCCUGGUUUAGCGUUCCUUGCGUACCCGGAGGCUGUAACCCAGCUGCCUGUCUCACCUCUCUGGGCCAUUCUGUUCUUCUCCAUGCUGCUCAUGCUGGGGAUAGACAGCCAGUUCUGCACCGUCGAAGGCUUCAUCACUGCCCUCGUGGAUGAGUUCCCCAGGGUUCUGAGAGGCAGACGAGAGAUCUUCAUCGCUGUUGUCUGUCUGGUGUCUUAUGUGAUCGGACUCUCGAACAUCACACAGGGUGGAAUCUAUGUCUUCAAACUGUUUGACUACUACUCUGCCAGUGGGAUGUGUCUGCUGUUCUUGGUCUUCUUUGAGUGCAUCUCCAUAUCCUGGUUUUAUGGUGUGAACAAGUUCUAUGACAACAUCCAGGAGAUGAUUGGCUACAGGCCCUGUAUAUGGUGGAAGCUGUGCUGGGUGGUGUUCACCCCUCUCAUCGUCGCAGGGGUGUUCUUGUUCAGCGCCGUCCAAAUGGUUCCUCUCACGAUGGGAGACUAUGUGUUCCCGGGCUGGGGUCAGGGAGUAGGUUGGCUCAUGGCACUGUCCUCUAUGGUUCUCAUACCAGGAUACAUGGUCUACAUGUAUUUUGGUCUCAAGGGCACUUACAAGGAGCGACUUCGAAUAAUGUUUAAGCCUCCUACGGUCACCAAGCGAUGUCAAGAGAAUGGACCUGAGCAACAGGUGGAGACCAAUACCACUAAUCUCUCCAGCCCCGCCAAUCCCACCAGCCCCGCUAAUCCAGCUCCUGCAAACCCUGCCAGCCCCACUAAUCCGGCUCCGGCUAACUCAACAAGCCCGGUGACGCCCGCUAACGCAGCCUCGCCACCGGCUAAUCCAGCCUCCGCAUCUAGCCCGGUGACAAGCCCUCCCGCCACCAUCACCACCACGGUCACCACGGCUAGCCCAGCUAACCCCCCAACCACAACUGUUAGCCCAACCAGCCCGCCUCCCAACCCAACCAGUCCAACGGAGCCCGUCAGUCCCCCAAACCCAACGAGCCCAACUUCUAACCUGACCAAGGCCGAGGCCAACGUGUAGUCAACAAAGAAACCCCCUCGUGGAGCAUUUAGGCAAACUAGAACAUUGCAAAGGACUUCUAAGAUUUUAGUUGAUUCACCUACCUCCGAGGGCAACAUGUGAUCAAAACCGAUUUCCAAACCACAUUUCAUUUCUCUGCGUUUGUUAAUUGGAGCCAAUGAUGUCUUAUUGUUGGUUUGCAUCCUGAAAACAAAAUCAAAGACUGUUAGUGUUGAAAAACCACAACCGUCAUUCUGAAUUUUAAAAAAAAAGCAAGAAAAAACUAUGUAAACAUACUGUGUAAUACUGUGAGAAAAGAAGAAAAAACCCUUAGAGAUAUAGAUUAGAGGUUUGUUGAAUAUCUUCAUGAAUCAAGUAAAUACCGUGUGACUUUAGUAGAUUAGGUAGUAAACAAACUUGACAUCAUAGGAGCGUGCGAGGGAUGGCGUCAAAUUUUUUUGUGGAUGUUUACGAAAACCUCACGCAGUCGUCUCUUCUCCAAACGUUUCUCUCUGUGAGGUAAACUACAAGCCGCGGGGCAAACGGGGAGCUCUGAGUAAGCACAAAGCCAGGAAGAGGUUCACGUUUAGGAGCAAUCCGGCGUUUGUCGCAAAAGAUUUCGUGUGUGAGAGAGACUGUUAUCUGUCCUUCCUUUUUUCUGUGAAAAAAACAAAAACAAAAACAAAGAAGAUAAAACUUUUAUGUGAUCAGAGCAUUUUUAGAAUUAUUUUUAGGAUGUUUUAUACUAUAUAUAUAAAUAUAUAUAUAUAUAUAUAUAUGUUGUAAUGGAGGACCAAAUUUAUAAGGCAGACAAAAGUAAAAACUAUGCCGUUCAGUAUUCGGUUGGCAAAGCACAGGGUACAAAGAAGUACAAUAAAAAAGAAGAGUAAGCACAGGGUUAGGGGAGAGAUUUACUAACGUCGACUAUCCCGUAUAAUGCUGACAGUCAAUCCUGUUUACGUUUUGCAUGUUUUUCCUCAGGAACAAAGUUUCUCAAAUGUCUCCUGACAAAGUAAAGAAGAACAGAGAAGGCCUUAAGCCAACAUACACAUUUUUAGCCAAGCCGUAGUCUGUUUACACGACUGGGCAGAAGUAUGAAAUGCCACUUUGUAUGCUAGCACAAUAAAUAAUAAGACAAAAAAUAGUAGAUAUAAAUGUAUAAAAACGGGUCCAACUCUGUGUUAAAGUGCAGUCAUGGUUUUUUACUUUUCUGUAUGUGUCACGGUCAGUCAUAGUUCGAUCAGUAUGUAUCCAGCAAUACAUAUGUAGAUGUUCGAGUGCAGGCCGGUAAACAAGAGGUCUGUUUCUGUUCUUGUUUCAGUUGUCUUUGCUUUAACUCGAGCGAGAAGCACAAAGCUUUAACUUCCCCAGACGGUUUGCUGUGGCGUGUUUCAGACAAUGUUAGUUCGCUUCUACGGCAGCUACCGGGAAGCAUCUGGUUUUACUUUGAAAAGCAAAACAACUCGAGUGAAAAUGGGAAACGGCUCCGGUUCACGUCCUGCGAAUUUUGUACAAAGUUACUCCUACCGCAGUUUCUCUCUGGAAGUUCGUUGUAAAACCGUACCGUGUAAAACAUGUAACUGUGAAUGUCUGUACUACAUUGGAAGUUAUUGUCUAAAUGUUGAAAAAAUGGAGUUGCUGUUUUCUGCAAUAAUAUUUUGAUCACAGAAGCUAAAGCACAUAUCUAACAGAAGUAUAAGAAACGAUGAUGACAAUGAGAAGAUAUUGAUGAUUAUAUUAAAAAUAGAAACUAUGUCUAGUUAAAUUAUAAUGUUUUGUAUAUUUUUAACUGUCUCACUGCCUAAUGUAAAACAGUAUAUAAACAUGAUAUGUAUCUAAAUGGUGUCAAAUGAUAAAGCACGAUUGUUAUGUUAUACAAACAGAGAAAAAGACUAAAAAAAUAAAGAGUUAUAGAAAUUAUAAAUACAACACAUGGCUGGCAUAUGUCCCUAAAAGCAAAUGUUUUUUUAACUUAAAGACGUUUCUGGUAACGUUGCCAGAAAAUUAGGUCAACUAUCUUAUUAAAAGAUGUACGCUGCUCUGAAUCCUCCUGCAGUAAUUUGGCUGUUGAUUCCUCUCUUGUAAAUAAACCCGUGUCCAUGGAGUAUUUCCAGUCAACAGAUAUAAGAAAAAUGGGAGAACAAUAAAAUAAUGAGGAUAUUAUUAGGUGGAGGAAAUCAAAGCUUACAUUGUCUAUGGGUUUAUUUUACAGCAAGGCUUUUCCUCAGUUGAUGAAGGUCAAGAUGGAAUCCAGGGCAAUAUCUCUCAGAGUGGGGUUCUGUUGGAAGUUUAUAAACAAAAAACACCUUACCUGUUGCAGAUAACACUUUUAUUUGUCUCAGUUUGGAGAUAUGGUCCAAUUCUGAGCAGACUGAUGAGCUAACGGCUAGUCCGAGCGAGACCAAGAUUAACGUGCUGCCUUGUUAAAAUGCUCAUGCUAAUUCAAGUAAACUGUUUUUAGUCUUAAUAUCACUGCCAGUUUUGCAUUACAUGGUUUUCCCAGCAGACAUAUUUUGUCAUUUCUUCCAGAAGUGCUCUAAAAUGCACAGGACGUGCUACAGCUAUAGCUGCUUCUGCUAAUUGCACAUGGCCACAGAUUUGUUUUCAGUAUAACCAAAUUAAAAAUAAAUGGAAAUAAAACAGCUUUCUGAAAAACUGAGACAGCAAUUUAAAUUAAACUUGAUUUUUCCAAAGCGAGUCCUUUCAAAGAACUUCUCUUCAACAGGUAAGAUAUUAACUGUUCAAAACCUACACACAGAAUCCCACAACUGUCACUCUAGUUCUGUCAGGUGGGGGUGUCCGAAAACAAUAAUUGUUACAAUGCAAUGAACAAAAUAAAGAAGAUAUGAGAAGUAAGA